Messenger RNA from Trametes versicolor FP-101664 SS1, 723 nucleotides. RefSeq names its product AhpC-TSA-domain-containing protein. NCBI's taxonomy places the organism in Eukaryota, Fungi, Basidiomycota, Agaricomycetes, Polyporales, Polyporaceae. The transcript has 6 exons. Gene Ontology annotation, cellular component: cytoplasm. The record is from RefSeq and is a predicted model, not a curated record. Gene Ontology annotation, biological process: cell redox homeostasis; cellular response to oxidative stress. The coding region runs from base 1 to 723 and encodes 240 amino acids. Gene Ontology annotation, molecular function: thioredoxin peroxidase activity.
AUGGCCCCGCGUGCGAAAGCUUCCUCGGAGACCGUCGAGCCCGCCAGGAGGUCGACGCGGAUCUCUGCUCAGCCCAAGGUCGAAGCCGUGAAGGAGAUUGUCAAGAAGGCUGUGACGAAGGCGACUAGCAAGAAGAGGGCAGCCGACGCGGAGGGUGCGAACGAUGGGGGCGACGCGGCACCCACCGUGAAGAAGAGCAAAGCUGAAAAUCCGGCGUCGGAGGAGUCGGGGGACGCACUCAACGAUAAGGCCGAAGCACCAGCUCUGUCGUCUAUUGACAUUGGAGACUCACUCCCGUCGUAUACGCUCAAGAGUGAGAAGGACGAGGAUGUCAACGUGGCGGCACUAGCGGCUGAGAAGGGCGUCAUAUUUUUCCUAGUGCCCAAAGCCGAUACCCCGGGUUGCACCACGCAAGCUUGCGGAUUCCGGGAUAUCUAUCCCGAUUUCACGGCGCUUGGCUUCGAUGUCUACUGCCUCAGCGCAGACAAGCCGUCUGCUCAGGCCAAAUGGCAAACUAAGAAAGAGCUCCCUUAUCCACUACUCUCAGACCCGAAGCGUGUGCUUAUCACAGCGCUGGGUGCCGGAGAAGGGGGCAAGACGAAGCGGAGCCACUUCAUUUUUGCGAAGGGCGGGAAACUUGUCGACAAGAAGGUCCCGGUGAAGCCUGCCGACAGCCCUAAGCUUGCGUUGGAAUUCGUCAAGUUGAGCGCGGCGGAGACCUAG